Messenger RNA from Prunus armeniaca (apricot), 651 nucleotides. Lineage: Eukaryota; Viridiplantae; Streptophyta; Magnoliopsida; Rosales; Rosaceae. The record is from the annotation of a GenBank genome assembly.
AUGAGUCAAUUUGUAACCGAGAUUGCUACGAUAUCUACAGUCCAACAUCGCAAUCUAGUGAAACUGUAUGGAUGCUACAUUGAAGGAAGCCACCGUACUUUGGUUUAUGAGUAUCUUGAAAACAAGAGCCUUGAUCAGGCACUUUUUUGUUUGAAGAACUCUAUCCUAGAUUGCCUGAGAAACGAGGUUUUACUGCCCUUGUACAAGGUGGACGAGUUGUACGAGGCCUACGAAUCAAAAGACAGUGUGGUUGAGAAGUAUUUGGAGGAGGUGAAAGCCGGCAAGUCCAAGAUUGCACCAGAUGCCUUGAUUCCGAAUCAAAACGUAAGAUAUGUGAAUCAUUGGAAUUUCGGGCAAGUGGCUGAGCUUCAGUGGAAGGCCAUGAUGGAAGGCAUAAAAAAGCAAGGCAAGAUAAACGACAAGAAGAUACUCAACAACUGCUUGGCUUCAGAACCACUGCACAAAACAUAUAUCAAAGCUCCACUUGUCGUUGUUGCUGCAGUAAAGAGAGGAGGGCAGGACUGCUCCGUUAUUGAAGAUAUUCAGCAUCUCCAGCGACAAUUGCUCCUUUACUCCUUCUGUGACAACGACACAGCAACAACAACCACAUCUCCUCUCCUCUCAGGCCCUCCUCCUUCUGUGAUGACGUAG